Molecule: messenger RNA, 4517 nt
Organism: Punica granatum (pomegranate)
Lineage: Eukaryota; Viridiplantae; Streptophyta; Magnoliopsida; Myrtales; Lythraceae
Source: RefSeq, a predicted model, not a curated record
GAAUCUGCUCCUCCGCUCUGCGCGCUAUAAAUACUCCUCGGUCUCCGUCACUCACUCUUCUUCUCUCUCUCUCUCUCUCUCAUCCCUUAUGACUGCUCGGAAACAGCUGCGGAUAGCUUCUCCACUGUCAGAACUCCUCCCUUGGUGAAGCUCGCUGCAAUGGAGCUCGUCGGCGCCGCAGUGAGGUUCUUCUGGCUCGUCUCUCUGUUCCAGGUUUUACUAGCGGUAUCGGCUGUCGGUACAGAGAGGUCAAAUACACGGUUCCUUCUGACAGCAAAUGGCACUGCAAGGGAACGGCACUCCGAAGAAUAUUGUGCUAUGUAUGACAUUUGCGGAGCUCGGUCAGAUGGAAAAGUAUUGAAUUGCCCUUAUGGUACCCCAUCUGUGAAGCCGGAUGAUUUGCUUUCAUCGAAGAUACAAAGUUUGUGUCCCACAAUUACUGGCAACGUCUGUUGUACAGAAGCUCAGUUUGACACCUUAAGGACACAGGUUCAACAAGCGAUUCCUUUUCUUGUUGGCUGCCCAGCUUGCUUGAGGAACUUUUUGAAUCUUUUCUGUGAACUGACUUGCUCUCCAAAUCAGAGUCUAUUUAUCAACGUCACUUCAGUCUCCAAGGUUAAAAACAAUAUGACCGUAGAUGGAAUUGAUUAUUAUAUAACUGACGAAUUUGGUCAAGGGUUAUAUGACUCCUGCAAGGAUGUGAAGUUCGGCACCAUGAAUACUCGAGCUCUGGAGUUUAUUGGUGCUGGUGCCCAAAAUUUUAGAGAGUGGUUUGCUUUUAUUGGACGGCGUGCUGCUCUUACUGUUCCUGGAUCACCUUAUGCUAUUAAUUUCCUGCCAAAUGCAACAGAGACAUCUGGAAUGAGACCAAUGAAUGUAUCUACUUAUUCAUGCGGUGAUACUUCGCUUGGUUGUUCUUGUGGAGAUUGCCCCUCCUCUACUGUCUGCUCCAAUAUAGCUCCUCCUCAGCAGCAUAAAGAGGAAUCAUGUUCAGUGAGGCUUGGGUCCAUUAAGGCCAAAUGUGUUGAUGUUUCUUUGGCAAUCUUGUACGUCAUCUUGGUCUCUCUGUUUUUUGGCUGGGGAAUUUUUCAUCGAAAAAGAGAAAGGAAUGCCGCUCAAAGGAAACCACUGUCAAAUAGAAAUGAUGGCAACCAACUUCACGGCAUGGAGAGUCAAAAGAAUGAGGAUCUUCCCAUGGAGACUUUGAUUCAUUUUCAGAUGCUUGAGGAAGCUCCUCACAUCAGAAAUGGAGUUCAACUUUCAAUUGUUCAAGGAUACCUGUCAAAGUUUUACAGGGGAUACGGAACAUGGGUUGCAAGAAAUCCUACCCUCGUGCUGUUUGCAUCUCUAUCUGCAGUCCUUGUACUUUGUCUAGGUUUGAUUCGUUUCAAGGUGGAGACGAGGCCUGAGAAGCUAUGGGUAGGGCCUGGUAGCAGGGCUGCUUCUGAGAAACAAUUCUUUGAUAGUCACUUGGCUCCCUUCUACAGAAUUGAACAGCUCAUCUUAGCAACAGUUCCAGGACCCGAGCAUGAGAAGUCACCAAGUAUCCUGACUGAUGACAGUAUUAAGCUACUCUUUGAAAUACAAAAGAAGGUUGAUGGUAUUCGGGCCAAUUAUUCUGGGUCCGUGAUAUCUUUGACAGAUAUUUGCAUGAAGCCUCUAGGUCAAGACUGUGCUACUCAAUCUGUUCUACAGUAUUUCAAGAUGGAUCCAAAAAAUUAUGAUAAUUACGGAGGAGUUGAUCAUGUGAGCUACUGUUUUCAGCAUUUUACAUCUGCAGAUGCAUGCAUGAGCGCAUUCAAAGCCCCCCUUGAUCCAAGCACUGCACUUGGUGGCUUUUCGGGGAGCAAUUAUUCGGAGGCUUCUGCAUUUAUUGUAACUUAUCCAGUGAACAACGCACUCAACAAGGAAGGGAAUGAAACUGGAAAAGCAUUGGCAUGGGAGAAGGCCUUCAUCCAAUUAGCAGAGGAUGAAUUGUUGCCAAUGGUUCAGGCAAGAAAUUUGACGCUUUCCUUUUCAUCUGAAAGCUCCAUCGAAGAGGAAUUGAAAAGAGAGAGUACUGCUGAUGCCAUAACUAUAUUGAUAAGCUACCUUGUGAUGUUUGGGUACAUAUCUCUGACUCUAGGCGACACACCUCGGUUGUCGUCCUUUUACAUAUCCUCAAAGGUUUUGCUAGGUCUUUCGGGCGUUAUACUUGUGAUGCUCUCCGUCCUUGGAUCAGUAGGAUUUUUCAGUAUCAUUGGGGUGAAGUCUACACUCAUUAUCAUGGAAGUUAUACCCUUCCUGGUUCUUGCAGUAGGGGUGGAUAACAUGUGCAUAUUAGUCCAUGCAGUCAAGCGGCAGCCACUGGAACUGCCAUUAGAAGGACGAAUUAGUAAUGCACUCGUGGAGGUCGGGCCUUCCAUAACACUUGCUAGUCUAUCUGAGGUGUUAGCAUUUGCAGUUGGGAGUUUUAUUCCUAUGCCAGCUUGUCGCGUAUUCUCCAUGUUCGCAGCUUUGGCUGUUCUUCUGGACUUCCUUCUGCAAGUUACAGCUUUUGUUGCUUUAAUAGUUUUUGACUUUCUGAGAGCUGAAGAUAAGAGGGUUGAUUGUUUCCCUUGCAUAAAGGUCUCUUCGACAUAUCCCGAGUCUGAUAAAGGAAAUGGACGGAGAAAACUUGGAUUGCUGGCUAGAUACAUGAAGGAAGUCCAUGCUCCAGUUCUCAGCCUUUGGGGAGUGAAGUUAGUUGUCAUUUCAGCAUUUGCGGCUUUCUCAGUGGUUUGUGUUGCGUUGUGCACCAGGAUUGAACCUGGUCUAGAACAGAAGAUUGUCCUUCCUCGAGAUUCAUAUUUGCAGGGAUAUUUCAAUAAUGUCUCUGAAUAUCUCAGAAUUGGUCCUCCUCUAUAUUUUGUUGUGAAGAACUAUAAUUACAGCUCAGAGUCAAGGCAGACGAAUCAGCUUUGCUCCAUCAGCCAAUGUGAUACAGACUCACUUUUAAAUGAGAUUUCAAGAGCAUCCUUAGAACCGAAAUCAAGCUAUAUUGCAAAGCCAGCUGCUUCAUGGCUUGAUGAUUUCCUUGUAUGGAUAUCUCCAGAAGCUUUUGGUUGCUGUCGUAAGUUCACAAAUGGGACCUAUUGUCCCCCCGACGAUCAGCCUCCUUGCUGCCCCGCGGGACAAAGUUCCUGUAGCCUGGGUGGACCAUGCAAAGAUUGUACCACGUGCUUCCUUCACUCGGAUCUGCAAAAUGACCGUCCAUCAACAUCACAAUUCAGGGAGAAACUCCCUUGGUUUCUCGCUGCGCUACCCUCUGCUGACUGUGCUAAAGGAGGCCAUGGGGCUUACACUGACAGUGUGGAUUUGCAAGGCUAUGAAAGUGGUGUAAUCCAAGCAUCUUCUUUUCGAACAUACCACACCCCCCUCAAUAAGCAGGUUGACUAUGUCAAUUCUCUGAGGGCAGCUCGGGACUUCUGUUCAAAAGUUUCCAAGUCUUUGAAGAUGGAGAUUUUCCCGUAUUCUGUAUUUUACAUGUUUUUUGAGCAGUACCUAGAUAUAUGGAAGACAGCAUUGAUUAACCUUGCAAUAGCUAUCGGUGCAGUAUUUGUUGUAUGUUUGGUCAUCACAUGCAGUUUAUGGUCCUCAGCAAUCAUUAUGCUAGUUUUGACAAUGAUCGUUGUGGAUCUUUUGGGCGUGAUGGCUAUUUUGGGAAUACAGUUGAACGCUGUCUCUGUUGUUAACCUCGUGAUGGCAGUAGGCAUUGCUGUUGAGUUCUGUGUUCAUAUAACACAUGCUUUCUCGGUAAGCGGGGGAGACAGAGACCAACGCAUGAAGGAGGCUCUCAGUACUAUGGGGGCUUCUGUGUUCAGCGGAAUCACAUUGACGAAGCUCGUUGGAGUCCUCGUACUAUGCUUCUCAAGGACUGAAGUGUUUGUGGUUUACUACUUCCAGAUGUACCUCGCUCUGGUCCUUCUUGGCUUUCUGCACGGGCUCGUUUUCCUACCUGUUGUGUUGAGUAUAUUCGGACCCCCUUCAAGGUGCGUGGUCUUGGACAAGCAAGAAGGCCGCCCGUCCAUUCAAUCCUUAUUCCAGUCCCGAUUCGCUCAGCAGGAUGUGAGGGGAUUCUAGAUUUUGGCUUGCAUUCUUAAUUCUUUUGGUACCCACAAUACCGGGUUUCUACUUGUAUCACCAGUCUAGGAAUCUCUGGAUCGCAAAAUGUAAAUUAUACAUAGUGGAAACAGUCGCCUUUUACUGAUUAGAAAGGAAGCAUUGAUGUGACCAACAGCUGCGAUUGCAUUGCUUCUGGAUAGAUGUUAUUCAUUCCAACAAUUUAGCUCACGCUUCAGUCAGGCCGACUCUGGUGGGCGCGUCCGUUUUUCCUCUGGUGGCAAAGCUCUGCGAUAACCUUGCCCGUGUUGGAAAGGAUAUGCCACGCCUGUGUUAGAAAGGAUAUGCCAUGCUGAUCCCCGCAAGAUUGUGUUACAAAACUUUCUUACAUAUGGUGGAGAAUGAUACGGACAAUAAAAUUAUUACAUUGAUAGCGC